AGCAAGAACAAUGCGAAGGAAAUGAGCUUGACAGAAGAGUACUCUGUGUGUAUGCGCGCGCGAGAGAGAGACAGUGAGGGUGUCUGCAUGCAUGUGCAUGAGUGAGGGAGAGGAGGGGGGCUGUGGAUGAGGAAGGGUUUCUCUCUCUCUCUCUCUCUCUCUCUCAGAGCUCAGUUAAUCCUGCUGUCAGUUGGUGUUAAGGCAACGAUCUAAGCGCUGGAUUCCAAGAGAAAGGGACACGCAGCAUAGUGGAGGAAGCGAGGACCCCAAAGAAAGACACCAGAAGAGGGGGAAAUAUCAAAUCUAUGCUUGGACCUGGGCUUCUUUCUCGCCAAUGCAAAAGGGAAUAUGCAGCACAUUUUUGCCUUCUUCUGCACCAGUUUCCUAGGGGCAGUGUUGGGGGUCAAUUUCCCCAGCAACAUCCAGAUAGGGGGAUUAUUUCCUACUCAACAAUCCCAGGAACAUGCAGCUUUUAUGUUUGCAUUGUCUCAGUUCACAGAGCCCCCCAAGCUGGCUCCCCAGAUUGACAUUGUGAAUAUUAGUGACAGCUUUGAAAUGACCUACACCUUCUGUUCACAGUUCUCCAAGGGUGUCUAUGCUAUCUUUGGCUUUUAUGAGAGGAGGACCGUCAACAUGCUCACAUCCUUCUGCGGGGCACUCCAUGUUUGCUUUGUAACACCCAGCUUCCCUGUCGACACAUCCAACCAGUUUGUUCUACAAUUGCGCCCAGAACUGCAGGACGCUCUCAUCAGUGUUAUAGAAUACUACAAGUGCCAGAAAUUUAUGUACAUUUACGAUGCUGACCGGGGCUUGUCAGUCCUUCAAAAAGUUCUGGACACAGCUGCAGAGAAGAACUGGCAAGUGACAGCUGUCAAUAUCAUGACAACAACAGAAGAGGACUACAAGUCAUUAUUCCAGAAUCUGGAGAAAAAGAAAGAACGGGUCGUGGUAGUGGACUGCGAAUCAGAGCGACUAAAUGCUAUUUUGGGCAAGAUCAUCAAGCUUGGGAAAAAUGGGAUAGGAUACCACUAUAUUCUUGCAACUUUGGGAUUCAUGGAUAUUGACCUAGCAAAAUUCAAGGAAAGUGGAGCAAAUGUGACUGGGUUCCAGUUGGUAAACUACUCUGACAGCAUCCCAGACAAGAUCAUGCAACAGUGGAAGAGCAACGAUGCCAGAGAGCAGCCUCGUGUUGACUGGAAGAGGCCAAAGUACACAUCUGCUCUGACAUAUGAUGGAGUUCGGGUAAUGGCAGAAGCUUUCCAGAGUCUCAGGAAACAGAGAAUUGACAUCUCCCGUCGUGGGAAUGCUGGAGAUUGCCUUGCAAAUCCUGCUGUUCCAUGGGGACAAGGAAUUGACAUUCAGAGAGCCCUGCAACAGGUGCGAUUUGAAGGACUAACGGGUAAUGUCCAAUUUAACGAGAAAGGACAUCGAACUAAUUACACCCUUCAUGUGAUGGAAAUGAAACAUGAUGGGACCAGAACGAUUGGUUACUGGAAUGAAGAUGAAAAACUUGUCCCAACAGUCACAGAACAAGGUGCAAAUGAAACGACAAACCUCCAGAACAGGACCUACAUAGUUACUACUAUUUUAGAAGCCCCGUAUGUGAUGCAGAAAAAGAACAACGAGCAGCUAAAUGGAAAUGACAGGUAUGAAGGAUAUUGCGUAGAGUUGGCUGCUGAGAUCGCAAAACAUGUUGGCUAUGACUACCGGUUGCAGAUUGUUGCUGAUGGGAAGUAUGGAGCCCGAGAUCCUGAAAAUAAAUUAUGGAAUGGCAUGGUCGGGGAGCUAGUAUAUGGAAGAGCUGACGUGGCCGUUGCGCCAUUAACCAUCACUCUAGUGCGAGAGGAAGUUAUAGACUUUUCUAAGCCAUUUAUGAGCCUGGGCAUAUCUAUCAUGAUUAAAAAACCACAAAAAUCCAAACCCGGAGUCUUUUCCUUUCUGGAUCCCUUAGCUUAUGAGAUCUGGAUGUGCAUUGUUUUUGCCUACAUCGGAGUCAGCGUUGUCCUCUUCCUGGUCAGUCGCUUCAGCCCUUAUGAGUGGCAUAACGAGGAGCUGGAGGAAGGACGUGACCAGCCAGCCAAUGACCAAACAAAUGAAUUUGGGAUCUUUAAUAGUCUUUGGUUCUCCUUGGGAGCUUUUAUGCAACAAGGAUGUGAUAUAUCACCAAGAUCUUUGUCUGGACGUAUAGUUGGUGGGGUCUGGUGGUUUUUCACCUUGAUCAUAAUCUCUUCUUAUACAGCCAACCUAGCUGCAUUCUUGACAGUAGAGAGGAUGGUGUCUCCAAUAGAGAGUGCAGAAGACUUGGCCAAGCAAACAGAGAUAGCUUAUGGGACGCUGGAAUCUGGUUCUACUAAAGAAUUCUUUAGGAGAUCUAAAAUAGCGGUUUUUGAGAAGAUGUGGACGUACAUGAAGUCAGCUGAGCCCUCUGUUUUCGUGCUGACAACAGAAGAGGGGAUGAAACGUGUGAGGAGGUCGAAAGGGAAGUAUGCCUACCUGCUAGAAUCUACCAUGAAUGAGUACAUUGAGCAGAGAAAGCCAUGUGACACCAUGAAGGUGGGAGGUAACUUGGAUUCCAAAGGCUAUGGCAUUGCAACGCCAAAAGGUUCACCACUGAGAAACCCAGUAAACCUGGCAGUGUUAAAACUGAACGAGCAGGGGCUUUUGGACAAAUUGAAAAACAAAUGGUGGUACGACAAGGGCGAGUGCGGCAGCGGGGGAGGUGACUCCAAGGACAAAACAAGUGCUUUGAGUCUCAGCAAUGUGGCCGGUGUUUUCUACAUCCUCAUCGGUGGGCUUGGACUAGCCAUGCUGGUUGCCUUAAUCGAGUUUUGUUACAAGUCCAGAAGUGAAUCAAAACGGAUGAAGGGUUUUUGUUUGAUCCCACAGCAAUCAAUCAAUGAAGCCAUACGGACAUCAACCCUCCCCAGAGCAUCAGCAGCAGGAACCAGCAGUGGAGAAAAUGGACGGGUGGUGAGCCACGAUUUCCCCCAAACCAUGCAGGAGAUUCCAUGCAUGGGUCACAGCUCUGGGAUGCCCCUGGGAGCGACGGGAUUAUAAUUGAUGGAUUUUCUGGAUUAGAGCGGGGGCUCGCUGGCCCCAGACUCUCCAGUGCAAAACCAAACCAAUCUAUUCAAGAAGAGGGACAAGUCAAUGGAUCCUCCAGAGGAAAUCAGAUCUAUUUUCCUUUGUUUUUCUUUGUCUGUGUGUAUGUGUGUUUUUCUAUCUUGCAGUAAAUCCACAGGCAGAAGAAAGUACAACCUGCAUUGCAAUAAGGAGAGGGCAACUGGACUGAACAGAAUUUGGAGACAUCCCUGAGUACACAGUUACAGAAACACUGAGGAAGACAGCGCCAUUUUGUUUUUAACUUGGUUGUUAAUAAGUUCUUAGUGUGUGCAAUAUAUAUUUUUCUUACUAAUUCCCAAUGUCAGGGUAAUGUCAGCCCUGCCCUGCUCAACAGUUUAAAAUCAGGUUUAGUUUGGGAUGCAAACCAUAAAUGUCUGUGCUACUAACAGUAAAGAAAAGCAAGCAAACAAACAAAAAAGCAAGUCCUUUGAGACAACAGGACUCUUCUGUGUUUUAAAAUUGUUGCAACAAGGCCAUUUAGGCCAUUGAAAGAGGUCUCCAUUUAAUUGUUAAAUGAAGGACUUCAAAGACACUUGAAAGAGAAGCCUAACAUGGAGAAAAGAAUAGGAAGACUUUUAGUUGGAGAUACAGGCGAGUUGUUGCCGGAAUUAGAAGAGCCCAAGUAAAUAGAGGCAAAUGUGACCUUCAUUCCAGAGUCUAAGAGUGAAAUGUGAAUGAAAAGUCUUGCAAGUUUGGGGCAUAUCAGCCCUCAGAAUAUUCACCUGAUAGGCAACAAUGGGCAGCUAAGACCAUGGCUGUAUCCUACAUAUGGGGAAAAACCAAGAAAAUGCAACAUAUAUAUAACAUAUCCUCCCUGCCUGUCUUCUCAAAAGUGAAGAGGCAACCGUCAGCCAUUUCCUCAUUCCUGCACUUCUGUAAGGUUUCCUUUUCAUGGUGAUCUUUGACUCGAGGACCUUCAUAUUUCAACAAACUUCUACAGAAUACUCUACAGCAAAAACUUCUACAGAAUACUCUACAUGAAUCAGUUAAUCAGACUUAUACAUCAGGACUGUUUUGUGUACAUUUGGCUUUUUGGUCUUUGUGGGCCAUAUCUGAUUGACAUGCUAUGGAGUAAUUGGGCCGUAUUCAGAUUUAGUGUGACCAAAAAUAAAAUAAAAUAAAAAUCAAGAUUUCCCUGAAUGACACCAACAAGAAGGGCAUUCACCUAGAUACAGCCUUCCACAAUAUUUGCUUGCAACGGGCCCCAAUUUCUUAAAUCACUUUCAGGAAUCAAGUCAUGGCCAGCAGCAUCAUUUGCAGAAAAGCCAACAGAUGUGGUUUCCAUCUCAUUAAUCAUCAUAAGGGGAAGUGGAACACACAGAAGAGACCAGCUGGUACUCUGCUUGUUAUAGAAAACUUUGUCUCUGAUCCAAACCCCAAGCUUGCAAUGAAACACUGAAAUCCACAGAGCUGUCCAAAAAGCACAAAAGAAUGGAUUUGCUAGCAGUAUUUCUCCAGUUGUGUGCAUUAGUGUCUACAUCAAAACAGAAAUUUCAUGUGUAUGUGUGUGUGAUAACACCACCAUGAACAGUGAAAUACUUGAGUAAAGCAUUAUCCUGAAGAAAAUCAUAUUCAGAGGGGAAUGUCUCCUACUCCAUCAUGGGUCUGGAGCAGACCCAACCCUUCCCCUGCAACUCCUGUCCCUAUAUAUACAUUUGCCCAUGACUGGAUGGUAACUCCAGACUUUAUAAGGGGCUAAAACUUCCUCCAAGUGCCAGUGCAGAGAACCAGCAGUAUUACAGGAACUUCUUAUGUCUGAGACCUGCAGGUAAUUUAAUGUGUGAAAUAGGAGAUGGAGACAUAGAAUGGAGGCAAAUGAUUUGACAAGAAUGCAACACAGACUUUGUUGUGGGCACCAUCCUGAUGUAGUGUGUGUGUGUGUGUGUGUGCGUGCGUGUGCGUGCGUGCGCGUGUGUUCAAGUGUGACUGGCAACUGGCUCUAAAAGAAAUAAAUUUCCAUACAUGACUUGCUGUGCUAUAGACAUCAACAACCAUUAAAGACUGGUCUCUGUUAAGUGAUUCUACCAUUCAACCGUUUGUUGUUUCAUCCAUUUCUUCCACUCGUCUUAAGAUGGCACCUUCAUAAGACUGGCAAGACAGAAACUACAGAUCCCCCUUAAGAAGGCACAGCAUGCCUAGUGCCUAUUUGUUUUCUCAGCCACUGGAAGCCUUUCUUUCUUCAACUUUCAUCCAGCUUUCCGUCAGAUCUCAGCCUCUGAUAAUAACUCUUCAAGGUCUUGUUCUCAGUGUGUGAGGCUUUUGGGUUUUUUAAAAAUUAUGUCUGCCUUUGGUUACAUUUUGAUUUCAAUUCUGUAUAUGUGUUUAUGCUGUGCAGAGUUCAAGAUAUCAAGCCUGCUUUUUAAAAAGGACAUCUUUUGGGUGUCCAAGGAAACCUGAUCCUUCGUUCAAUCUCAAGAACUCUCAUAGCUUCCCGACGAUUUUCCACCUUAAAAUGCAAUGGGAACAGAGCGCAGGGAUUUCCUUCUGUGUGGAAUUUUAAAAGAGCCCCAUAGAGCUUCAGAAUAAGAAAAAGCUCUGUAACCUUUGUGGCAAAGGAAUCAAAGAGACCUAUCUGACAAUUGAGCCAGCCAGGUAGAUGGGUUUGUGGGAAGGAGCCUUCUAUGAUAGGACAAAUGCCUGUACAAUGGGACAUGAAACUCAUCUUUAAAAUGUUUUUGAUCAAUGGAAAGGUGGGAGGAGAAAAAGAAGAAUGAUACAGAAGAAGAGGGGAAAUGUUAACUUGUAAUAUGUAUUUUUACUACAAUUUUCUUAAAUAUAGAAUGGGGGGGGGGACCACCUUAAAGACACUGACAUUUUUCUCAACAAGAAUCCAUACUUAACAGUUUUGGCUUUCAUUAAAUUUUGCUCUUUGGUACCUGGA
Molecule: messenger RNA, 6004 nt
Organism: Hemicordylus capensis (graceful crag lizard)
Lineage: Eukaryota; Metazoa; Chordata; Lepidosauria; Squamata; Cordylidae
Gene: GRIA1
Product: glutamate ionotropic receptor AMPA type subunit 1
Exons: 16
Coding region: 349-3057 (902 amino acids)
Biological process (GO): synaptic transmission, glutamatergic; modulation of chemical synaptic transmission; monoatomic ion transport
Cellular component (GO): postsynaptic membrane; dendritic spine; AMPA glutamate receptor complex
Molecular function (GO): transmitter-gated monoatomic ion channel activity involved in regulation of postsynaptic membrane potential; AMPA glutamate receptor activity
Source: RefSeq, a predicted model, not a curated record